CUUCGUCUCGAUGCGCCAAUUGUGAACCUAGCCCUCCAUCUGAAAAUUCUUCAGACACUUCGAAUUGAAGAUUAGCCCCAAACCUAUCCUUGUUUAAACUUCCUUUAUCAAAACCGAAUUCGCCGAGGAAAUGAGUACAACGAUUUACAUGUUGUUGCGUCAUAGAUGUGGGGAAAUGGUUUUCUCUAUGUUUGAAAUCAAGAUCCCAAAAGAUGAAACAGCGGAACCUCAUCAUCUCUCUGCGAUUCUUGAAUUUCCGGAACAAGAAUAUCCCAGAGGAAUGUGCUCCGUCCAGUUGGGGUCUGAAUUCUACUUUCUUGGUGGGGAACACGACUUGGAGGAUCCCAGGCCUCCUUUUGAUCAAUGGUUUCCAAAAGAUGUGUAUAUCUUUGACCCUAUUGACGGCAAAGGUUCGAUGAAAAGGGGUGUGUCUAUGAACACCGGAAAAUGUGAUCCAUGUGCAGUUGUGGCUGAUGCUGGGGAAGAUAGCAGCGGCAAAUACCUGUAUGGAUUGCAUGGCUUUCGCAACAACCGUAUCUUAAGGUUAGGGCCCUUGUCUAAUGUAGACCAAAAUCCAAGAAUGCUCAGCAGCGUCCCAAUUAAGACUAUAUCAAUGAUGGAAGAAGUCGACUCUUUUCAUAAGUUGAAUUGUAGCAGUUUUAUUUUGCACUUGGGGAAUCGGCGUUUCUGUUAUCUGCUCACUGGAUCUCCUCCUCGUGGUUUUGGAUUUCCUGCUACUAUUCAAGAUGAUUACUCCCGCACUGUUAAAUUGUUUGUCUUCGAGGAAACCAACUGCAGUGCAUCCGAAUUUUAUCCAAAUGUUGUUUAUUCUGCUAGUUUUGAGAUCAAAACUUCAUUCAUUAAUAGGGGUGAUAUCAUUAGCUGCCAUAUCCUUAGCCCAGGAGAGGAGCAUGAGAGCAUGAAGAGGAAACAAGAAGAUAACUGGAAGCAUGAGAGCAUGAAGAGGAAACAAGAAGAUAACUGGAAGCAUGAGAGCAUGAAGAGAAACAAGAAGAUAACUGACAAAGUGGACUGGUUGAAAAAGUUUCCUACCUUAUGUUGAUUGGGUAAUUGGAUGAUAAGUAAAAUAUCAUAAGUUCUUGGAUAGAUGGUUAAUUUUAAGAUAAUUUGGUCAUGUGUUUUGAAGAUGAUAACGCGUAUAAUGUUUUCAUGAUGUGGUUUGGAAGGAUUUUUUAAAGGGCGUCAGGGUCCUUCUCUUGGAGGAGGAUACAAGUUAUGUUGCAGAAAUAAAAUCAAAACUUGAAGCAAUGGAUUAUAUUGGUUAGAGAUCGUGAUUUCCCCUUUUGUUCUUCACCAUUUGUGUACUUCUUUUAUUUUUGUUCUGAUUUAGAAAUUUUUAUUGCAUUGUUAACUUUGUUGGCUAUAGAGUCUCAUCUCUUUA
Molecule: messenger RNA, 1402 nt
Organism: Hevea brasiliensis (rubber tree)
Lineage: Eukaryota; Viridiplantae; Streptophyta; Magnoliopsida; Malpighiales; Euphorbiaceae
Exons: 4
Coding region: 131-1063 (310 amino acids)
Source: RefSeq, a predicted model, not a curated record